UAAAGCUGUGGUGAGGAGAUUCGUCGUCAGUCAGACAGUCACUCAAACGGUCUGCAGUCAUGGAAACGGCUUCCUGCUCCCUUCUCUACACUCUUCGCGUCUCCACCAAUGAAAUUUCCAGGAGAGCCUUUCUUCAUUCGAUUCCCUCUGUUUCUCACGCUUCUGUCAGGAAUUCUCGAUUCCACGGUAGAAAUCUGCAGUUCAGUCGGUGUAUUGCUUCCAACUCAGUGUCCUGUCCCCGCGACGAUACGCCAUCUAAAGAACUUGCUGUUCUUCUUGAAGUGGAAGGAGUCCUAAUGGAUGUAUAUCGAUCAUGCAAUCGCCAAGCCUUCAAUGCAGCAUUUAGAAAACUUGGCUUGGACUGUGCAAAUUGGACACAACCAAUUUAUUUAGAUCUUCUAAGGAAGGCUGGUGGCAAUGAGGAAAGAAUGCUAGUCUUGUUUUUUAACAGGAUUGGUUGGCCUACUUCAUUGCCUACUAAUGAGAAAGAAACAUUUAUGAAAAGUGUAAUUCGCGAGAAGAGAAAUGCAUUGGGAGAGGUGGUGAUGGAAAAAACUUCACCUUUACGACCUGGAGUUGAAAAUUUUAUUGAUGACGCACUGAAUGAAGGUAUACCUGUGGUUAUAUUAACAACUUACAGUGAAAAUGGUGAUAAGAUAUCCAGGUCCAUAAUUGAAAAGCUUGGAGAUGAAAGAAUCUCAAAUAUAAAGAUCAUUGGAAAGGAGGAGGUUGAGCGAAGUCUGUAUGGUCAACUUGUUUUUGGUAAAGGUGUAUCUUCUAGUUUGGAUGAGCAACUAGCCAAGGAAGCUAGGAAAGCAGCUUCUGCUGAGAAACUAAGGAUAGCAGAGGAGGUUGCGUCCAUGCUAAAGCUCAGAGUUGAGAUUGGUACAGGCACACCUGAAAGUCUUCAAAACAUUGUGGCAUCAUUGCGUGCUGGAGCAGAAUAUGCAAAAGUACCAGUACAGAACUGUGUGCUUAUUGCUGGAAGCCAUUCUGGAGUGGUGGGAGCUAAGCAAAUUGGCAUGCCAUAUGUGAUUCUCCGGAGUAGGAUUUAACCUCGGGGAAGAUGAUUGGGGGUGCUAAACUAGAUGGUGGCCUCUACCUCUUUAAUAAAGGAUCAACCUUUGGAAGGCAAGACCGAUAGACUUGUUUCAGCUCUAUCUCGGUUUCUAGUGACAGUGAAGUUUUGUUAUGGCAUUAUCGGUUAGGACAUCCUAGCUUUCAAUAUUUAAAGCAUCUAUUUCCCAAGUUAUUCAUGAAUAAAAUUCAUUCGUGUUUUAAGUGUGAAUCUUGUGAAUUAGCAAAACAUCAUCGUGUUGAUUUUCCUUCCCAACCAUAUAAAAAAUCAAAACCAUUUACCAUGAUUCACAGUGAUGUUUGGGGUCCUUCUAGAGUAACAAUUCUUUCUGGAAAGCGUUGGUUCAUUACUUUUAUUGAUGAUCAUACUAGGGUCACUUGGGUUUUCCUUUUAAAAGAGAAAUCAGAUGCUGAAACUAUGUUUCAAACUUUCUAUAACAUGGUUCAAACACAAUUUCAAACUCAAACUAAAAUUUUUCGAAGUGAUAAUGGAAAGGAAUUUUUUAACAAUGUGUUAGGGAAUUUUUUUGCUGAGAAAGGAAUUGUACACUAAAGUUCGUGUAAUAAUACACCUCAACAAAAUGGGGUGGCUGAAAGGAAAAWCAAACAUCUCCUUGAAGUUGCUAGAGCCCUAAGUUUUCAAACUAAGGUUCCUAAGUAUCUUUGGGGAGAAGCCGUUUUAACAGCCACUUAUUUGAUUAACAGACUGCCUACACGAAUUUUGGAUUUUAAAACACCCAUACAGGUUUUCACUGACUGUUUUCCUAACUCUCGGCUAGUGACAAACAUUCCCUUUAAAAUUUUUGGAAGUGUGGCCUUUAUUCAUAACCAUGAUCCUAAACAUUCAAAACUUGAUCCAAAAGCACAUAAAUGUAUUUUUGUAGGCUAUCCCACUAAUUAGAGAGAUUACAAAUGCUUUGAUCCAGUUUUGAAAAGGAUGUUUGUGACUAUGGAUGUCACAUUCUUUGAAGGAACCUCCUACUACAGACACUCCCAUCUUCAGGGGGAGAGCAACACUAGUGAAGAUGAUCUUUUAGUUGGUUCUGAUUUAAUGUUUGAAUUUGUCCAUAAUGAUGUUCCUCACAACUAGUCACCGAAAGAAAGUAAUGCAGAAAAUACAAAAGCAGUGGAAACAAAUGAAUUAAAUAUUGAAAAUGAACAACCUUCGGUGAUGCCAUCUCAAAAUAAAAAAGUUAAAACAACAGAGAUGUGUGCAAAACAG
Messenger RNA from Nelumbo nucifera (sacred lotus), 2299 nucleotides. RefSeq names its product Haloacid dehalogenase-like hydrolase (HAD) superfamily protein. The record is from RefSeq and is a predicted model, not a curated record. Gene Ontology annotation, molecular function: hydrolase activity. NCBI's taxonomy places the organism in Eukaryota, Viridiplantae, Streptophyta, Magnoliopsida, Proteales, Nelumbonaceae.